Molecule: messenger RNA, 1440 nt
Organism: Acanthosepion pharaonis
Lineage: Eukaryota; Metazoa; Mollusca; Cephalopoda; Sepiida; Sepiidae
Source: the annotation of a GenBank genome assembly
AUGUGCUCUCUCUGUAGUACUCAGCAUUCGUCAGUUGGUGAAACCACAUCUCUCUUUUUUUCUUCAUUUGAGACUAAAUUAUUCAUCAUUCUCUUUCCAGUCUGUCAGUCUCAUUGUUUCCCAUGUCUGUCUGUCGGUCACAUUCUUUCUCAAGCUUGUCUGUCAGAUUCCGUCUUACCCACACCAGUCUAUCUUCUUAUUCUUUCCAGUGCCUGUCUGUCAUUCUUGUUUGUUCCAAUGCCUGUCUGUCAGACUCAGUCUUUUCAACACCGGUCUGUCUUUCUUUCUUUCCCAUUCCUGUCUAUCUUGAUCUUUUCAGACCUAUCUAUCCAUGUUGCUCUUUCCCAUGCCUCUCUGUUGAUCUCGUUCCUUCCCACACCUCUCUGUCAGUCGGUCGGCAGGGUUAGUUCCCACACCUCUCGGUCAGUUGGUUGGUCUCAUUCCUUCCCACACCUCUCGGUCAGUCAGUCGGUCUCGUUCCUUCCCACACCUCUCGGUCAGUCGGUUGGUCUCAUUCCUUCCCACACCUCUCGGUCAGUCAGUCGGUCUCGUCCCUUCCCACACCUCUCGGUCAGUCGGUCGGUCUCGUUCCUUCCCACACCUCUCGGUCGGUCGGUCUCGUUCCUUCCCGCGCCUCUCGGUCGGUCGGUCUUGUUCCUUCCCGCGCCUCUCGGUCGGUCGGUCUCGUUCCUUCCCGCGCCUCUCGGUCGGUCGGUCUCGUUCCUUCCCGCGCCUCUCUGUCUGUCGGUCUCGUUCCUUCACGCCUCUCUGUCUGUCGGUCUCGUUCCUUCCCGCCUCUCGUCCUCGGUCUGUCCGCCUCUCUGUCUUCCUUUCCUUCCACCUCUCUGUCUGUCGGUCUCGUUCCUUCCCACGCCUCUCUGUCUGUUGGUCUCGUUCCUCCCACGCCUCUCUGUCUGUCGGUCUCGUUCCUCCCCAGCGCCUCUCGGUCGGUCGGUCUCGUUCCUUCCCGCGCCUCUCGGUCGGUCGGUCUCGUUCCUUCCCACGCCUCUCUGUCUGUCGGUCUCGUUCCUUCCCACGCCUCUCUGUCUGUCGGUCUCGUUCCUUCCCACGCCUCUCUGUCUGUCGGUCUCGUUCCUCCCCACGCCUCUCUGUCUGUCGGUUGGUCUCAUUCUUUCCAAUGCCUGCUCAUCCAUCUUGGUCUUCUCAACACUUUCCUGUAUGUCUUGUUUUUUUCCAGCAUCUGUCUAUCAUUCUCGAUCUUUCCAUUCCUGUCUAUCCAUAUCUACCUAUCGGGACAGGAGCUGUUUGUUUUUUCUUCCUUUUACUUUUUUCUUCCUUUUUUUUCUUUGUUUCCUUUUUUUCUUUGUUUCCUUUUUUUCUUUGUUUCCUUUUUUUCUUUGUUUCCUUUCUUCUGUUUCUUUUUGUUUCCUUUUAUUUUUCUUUGUUUCCUUUUUUCUUUGUUUCCUUUUGUGUAUUUGA